GGCCUUUAGUAAGAGGGACUUUGAUUUAUCAAGGUCAUUCUACGAAGAGCGCGUUAUGUGUUGUCGCUGAGUCUGUGGAGGGUUCGCCGUGUAUUGUCGUAUACCUAUUAACUCUUAGAAGCACUAAAGAGCUCCAAAACACUCGUUUUAAUCUCCAAUGACUAAAAGCGCUGAGGGAUUGGUAUCAGUCGUUCUUGGUGCUCAGUGGGGAGAUGAAGGGAAAGGGAAGUUGGUGGACCUUUUGAGUGAGUCCUCCGGUGUGGUCUGUAGGUGUCAAGGAGGAAACAAUGCAGGCCAUACCGUUGUUGCUGGAGGACAAGAGUAUUUCUUUCAUCUAUUGCCCAGUGGUAUAGUAAACCCUAAUGUUUUAGCUGUGAUUGGCAACGGUGUUGUUGUCAAUUUGCAAGCCCUUUUCCAAGAGAUAGAUGAGGCUGUGAGCAAAGGGUUAUUGGAUGUAGCUUCUCGUUUACGGAUAUCUGACAGGUGCCACUUGGUAUUUGACAUCCACCAAGAGAUCGACCGCAUGGAGGAGGAAUUACGGGGUGUAAAUUCUCUUGGCACGACUAAAAAAGGUAUUGGUCCGACGUAUUCUUCAAAAGUAACUCGCAAUGGUCUGCGUGUAUGUGAUCUCAUGGGAGACUGGGUACAGUUCACAGCAAAAUACAGAGAACUAGUAAAUUAUGUUAAAAGAAGAUAUCCAAAACUUGAGACUAGUGUUGAACAAUCUUUAGAGCAACUGAAAACCUAUCGACAGAAGUUGUCGGGGAUGGUGUGUGAUUCGGUCACACUGAUUAAUAAACUUGUGGAAAGUAAGCAGGCAAAUAUUUUGGUGGAGGGCGCUCAAUCCUGCAUGCUGGACAUUGAUUUUGGAACAUAUCCUCAUGUCACCUCUUCGAAUUGUAGUGUUGGAGGUGUAUGUACUGGCCUGGGGCUUUCUCCUUCUCGUGUUGGUCCUGUAUAUGGUGUUAUCAAAGCUUAUACAACACGGGUCGGCUCUGGUACUUUUCCCACUGAGUUAUUAGAUGGGAUUGGUGAGUUCAUUCAAAAGAAAGGAUGUGAAUGGGGUGUGACCACUAAACGUAAACGACGGAUCGGUUGGUUAGAUACAGUAGUUAUACGAUAUGCACAUAUUAUCAAUGAUUUCAACGCCCUGGCUUUGACGAAGAUUGACGUCUUGGAUGACCUAGAAGAGGUGAAAAUAGCUAAAGCGUACGUUGAUCCAGAAACUGGAUGUGAACUUGACAGCUUUCCAUCUGACUCUUCUGUUCUCAAUCGUGUAGUUGUGGUUUAUGAAACUCUUCCUGGAUGGAAAACGUCUACACAUGGUUGUCGUGUUUAUGAGAAACUACCAACUGCUGCCAAAGUUUUUGUAGAAACAGUUGAGAAAUUGCUUAAUAUACCUAUACGUUGGAUUGGAACAGGCGCUUCUCGUGACUCCAUUAUAAUUAGGUCUGUUUAAUGUCAAAAUUUUAAAACUGUAAAAUAGUUAACUCGUAGAUUCAGCUUGAUUAAAUAAAUUAGGUGUAGAACUUUUAUGUUUUCCCAUUUCUACAACAUAAACCCAAUUUUUCUACAGAAAUUAUCUUACUUUUACCCGUUAUACUUGACUACAUUACACUCACCACGUCAACUUAGUUUGGUCAUGUUUUCUGAUUUAAUUUUAACUUUCAGAUUUUCAUUUGUCAUAAAGAUUAUUAUCAUUUAUUUAAUCAUCCUCUAAAUUUUUGAUACUUCCCAGUUUUUUUUAAUUAUUUUUUUUUGUUUUGAUUUGUGAAAUCUCAUUGUCACUUUAAAAGUAAUUCCUUUGAGAUUGUUGUUAGAUGCAAUAAUUAGUGUUUUAUUAGUUAAAUUAAUGACUUUUUUCAUUAGACCGGUUAGUUUACAUAUUUAUAUACAUGUUUUUUUGUUGGAGCUGUAAAUUGUCGCUCCAUGUAAUUGAAUGUCAACUGUUUGAAAUAAUCCGAUGCUGUUCUACUUACAUUAGUUUGAGAAACUAUAUAGUGUUCUUAACCUCGUAAUAUACGUUUAAGUCAUUUUCCAACAUUUUAGAUUGGAUAAUAUCUGAUUUACUCAUAUUGUAUAUUGGUUAACUUUACCAAAGAAAAAAUAAUUGUAGUAUUUAUUAAGAUGGCACUAGUUUUGUUUCAACAUUACUUAUCUGUUGGAGGUUAGCAUGAAAUUUUAAGAACGUUUAAUCAUGACAGUAGCUGAUUUGUAACUUCUUUAGACUUCAUAAUAAUCAGUUUUAGGAUCAUACAGGCCUCCUUUUUAGAAAUAAACACGCUUCCACAUGACCAUCGAAUACAUUAGUUAGGAUUUUGUAUUCAUGUGCUCAUUAUAGUAACAUUUUAUAACUACCUCGGUCAGCACCUUGUAUCUUGUUUCUCAUUCGUUUGGCUUGUACAACAAAUUCAAUCAGCUUAGUUGGUUCUUGAUGUCCUGUGCUGAGAAUUCUAUAUUGUACCAA
Messenger RNA from Schistosoma bovis, 2467 nucleotides. Lineage: Eukaryota; Metazoa; Platyhelminthes; Trematoda; Strigeidida; Schistosomatidae. The record is from the annotation of a GenBank genome assembly.